CUACCGCCGCGCGCGCAUCAAACGAGGACAACUGCGGCGUGCGGAACACGCCGUCGCAGCCAUUGGUACGCGGCUGAUCAUCGCUUGCGAGCAAUAACAGCUCAAAGCUGCUGUAGAGCUCAGCUGGCCAGGAGAGCGCGUGCAGUGCAACAGUGCGCUGCGACGUCACAAGCGUGACGCAACACGGCCGCACUGCUGCGAGCGUGAAACGCCAACGAUGCACGCCAACUUCAGCACCUGCGGCGCCGGGGGCUGGCUCGCGCCGACGGGCGCCUGCGCGGCUCCCGCCUGGGCGCGCUGGCCCUAUCUCGAGCCCUGGGUCGCGACGAUCGCGUUUUUUGUUUGGAUCGCUCUGUACAAGACAUUGGAGUGCGGCGGCGAUGUCCGAGCCGCCAUCAAGGCCCAACUUGAGGGUGACGAGAAGCACGUGCGGAUUGCUGGUAUCAGUGCGGAAAUCAACCAGUGCGUCAGGCCAACCUGGAGGUAUUAUUUAUUAUUCUGGCAGCUUCGACGCAGCACGAGAGUGCUUGGCGUCCUCGCACGAGGCGUCUCAGGCUUAUUCACCCGAACGUUUGAUUUCCGCAUAGGCUGGUAUCGGCUAUUUCAUCGGGAUCUACCUCUUCAAGCAGGUCGCGCCACCAGCCGAAAUCGACUGGUCGUGCCCGUCGCCGGGCUUUCUGCUGAUCGAGACGGCCGUCGGUGUGCUAGCCUACGACGCGAUCUUCUACGGCCUCCACCGGCUCAUGCACGCGUUUGCCUACCGGCUGCACGCGCGGCACCACUCGUCGGGGCCGCGCGUGAAUGCGCAAGAAGUGCUCAACCAGUCGGUUAUUGAUGCAUCGCUCCAGGUGCUUACCAAUAUAUUGGUGCAGCGGCGCGUGCCUGUGUGGAUAUCAUCAGAUUUAAGUGCUCCACGCCCAUAGACGUCGUCUGCGUAACGGAGUCUGCGCGAUGGCGUAGAGGUGACGACCUGACUCACGGGGUGGUUUUCCACGCAGGCGCGGGCUGCGGGGACCGAAGAACUGGCUCGCGCGGAUUCUGCACAAUAUCGUCGUGACGCUAUUGCUCACGGACUCGCACGCCGAUACGCCGUGGCGGCUGUCCGACAUGUUCCCGCGUCUCCUGGCCGGCGCGGCGCGGCACCGCGAACACCACGCGACGGGCGGCCCGCCAUACCAGCAGUUCUUCGGCUUCAUGGACGCGGCGUUUUCUCCGUCCCCAGACGAUAGGAAACUCAAGUAAUUACUGUGCUAAGUGACUCGUGUUCGUUCCGCGCGCGCGUUCAGCACAUCUCGUUGAAGCGCCUGUGUGCGCGGGCCGGUGAAGCGGCGGGCGCCGCGCGGCGAUGGCGUGACGAUCUCUCCCGGCCGGAGCGCUCGUAAGUAGAAGAGAAACAAACGGACGCCGCGUAGCGCCCCGACGGUCCACGCCCGACUGACCGGUUGAUCCACAGGGACGACGGACAAGUACUGCGGCGUCUUCUCCUGGAUCCUCGGCGUCCUCUGCUGCUGGUGCGUCGUCUGCUGCCCCUGCGACUCGCGUCAAGUCUACAACGCGCCGGACGGCAAGAAGGUGUUGGCGUCCGGCACGCCGUCGGGGCAGUUCGUCGAGAUGUGCUAA
Messenger RNA from Pelagomonas calceolata, 1620 nucleotides. Lineage: Eukaryota; Pelagophyceae; Pelagomonadales; Pelagomonadaceae. The record is from the annotation of a GenBank genome assembly.